This is a messenger RNA of Rhopalosiphum maidis (corn leaf aphid), 1836 nucleotides long. Its product is annotated as pre-piRNA 3'-exonuclease trimmer-like. Gene Ontology annotation, biological process: nuclear-transcribed mRNA poly(A) tail shortening. The record is from RefSeq and is a predicted model, not a curated record. The transcript is spliced from 12 exons. Lineage: Eukaryota; Metazoa; Arthropoda; Insecta; Hemiptera; Aphididae. Gene Ontology annotation, molecular function: RNA binding; poly(A)-specific ribonuclease activity. The coding region runs from base 106 to 1710 and encodes 534 amino acids. Gene Ontology annotation, cellular component: endoplasmic reticulum; cytoplasm.
UACAGAAAUAGGUUUUUCCUGAUGGCUUAUAUUAAUUAGAAAUUAGAAUCGAAAUCGAUGUUCAUUACUUUUUUUUAAAUUUAAUUUUAUAUUUAAAUUUAAAUAAUGUGUGAGAUUACUUGUGAGAAUUUUUAUUCCAAAUUACCGGUCAUCGAAAACGCAAUCAAAGAAUCUGCUUUUGUUAGCUUAGAUAUGGAAUUUUCCAAAUUGUAUGACAAUGUAUCAAAACCGUUUAGUCUAUUUGAUACAACUGAAGAACGGUAUAAAAAAUUGCGCCAACAAGUAUCUGAUAUAACCUGUAUACAGUUAGGUAUAGCCAUUUAUGUUUAUGAUGCUGAUCACAGAACAUUUAAUAUGAGUGCUUACUCAUUUUAUACCUACCCUCAGACAUUUUAUAAGUCUGAUAGUGUGGUAAAUUUUCAAACAUCAUGUGUUGAAUUUUUAUGUAAACAUAAUUUCGAUUUUAAUAAGUUAUUUCAUAGCAGAGUACCAUAUUUAACUAACGAACAAGAAUUAAAAAUAAAGUCAGAAAUGUCGGAUGAAUUAUUUUUUGAUAAAUAUUUUGAAACUAAUUUAAAAUUUCGUUCUAUUGAAAAAGAAUUAAUGAAAAUUUUAAAAAUUGUUUCUGAAUGGUAUGAUACAGCCAACUACGGAGAGCAGACAUUUUUAGAAAUAAAUGGAUGCAGUGAACCUGCAUAUAUUAUCCUAAUGCAAUAUUAUCUUCUGAAAAAGUUAAAAUAUAUACUUAUAGAUGAAAGUCAUUUAGGAUUAAAUAUUACAAAAAUAAAAGAUAAUACAAACUCGGAAAUAUUAAACAGUACAAUUUACGAAAAUUUAAAACUAAGUUUAUUAAAUAAAAUGAUGGGUAUUAAGUAUUUAAUAACUCUAAUAUCGAAGUUGAAAAAACCAUUAAUUGGGCAUAACUGUGCUUUGGAUAUUUUAAUUUUAUCCAACCAAUUUUUUACACCCUUACCUGAAAACUUCAAAGAUUUCCAAAAUUUUGUAUCAAACAAUUUUGGUCCAAUUUAUGAUACUAAAUUAUUAUGUAAAGAAGUGAAACGUAUAGUAUCUAAAAAUGAUAAGUGGAUGGGAAGUUCUCUCUCAGAAAUAUAUUCAUAUUUAAAAGAUGGAGAGGGUAAAAGAUAUUCAGAUACUAUGCAUAUUCAACUGACUGGUAUUGAAGAACCUCAAGACAUGAAAUUACACCAUGCUGGGUGGGAUGCCUAUUAUACUGGUUAUUGUUUUAUUAAAAUGAUUCACAUUAUUAAAAGCUUUUCUUGUAAAACUGAAGAAACAAAUCUAAGAUAUACUUUAACAGAACUUUUGAAAUCAAUAGAAUUUUCUAAAAACAAAUUAUUCACCAGUCGAUCAAUAUCAAAUAUUUUGGAUUUGGAAGCUGAUAACCACCAUAAUCAGACAAAUUAUUUAAUUAUUCAGAAUAAAGGAACUUUUUAUAAAGCUUUGGAUUUAAAAAAACUUAAACAUGAUCUCAAACAAAUUUGUAAUUUUGAUUUAAAAUUACUUUCAAACUAUACUGCAUUGGUUGCCUUCCCUUUCAUGCAUAGUCGUAUCAUUUAUAAACUAAAAACAAACUACAGUGUCCAAAAUUAUUCAAAAUACCAAAAGAAAAAAAGAAACAAACAAAUUAUUGGCUUCAGUUUAGCUAUAAUAACUACUUGUGUAACAAUUAUGAAAUAUUUAAGGAAAUAAUAAAGGUGUAAGUAUGAAUUCUUAAUGUCUUAAUAUACUUGAUAUUAUAAAACUAUGAUAUACAUAGUGUUUUAAAUGAUUUUAAUAAUGUUAAUAAUUCUUAACAAAUUUUAUGUAAUUCUAUUG